Molecule: messenger RNA, 2217 nt
Organism: Alosa alosa (allis shad)
Lineage: Eukaryota; Metazoa; Chordata; Actinopteri; Clupeiformes; Clupeidae
Gene: tmem151a
Product: transmembrane protein 151A
Source: RefSeq, a predicted model, not a curated record
GCGAGUUCGAGCUGGAGCGGGAUUGCCAAAACUGAGCGGCCGCGACAGAGUGAUCCCAGGUGUUCUGAGAGAGGGGGCGUAGUCCAAAACAAAAGCAACACAUGUGCUGUUUUGUUACUAUAACAACACAAGCACCGAGAGAAUAAUUAUUUUGUAUAGGGCGGGCUCAGCGGGCUACGUUACAUUGGGCGCGUGCCAAAGUGGUACACCCGCGACGUCUUUCUCUCACCCCUCUACCUCCCUCUCACGGUGGUCUCGUCAAACGCACAGUAAUGGAUCGACAUCGACAGCUCGGUGAACACUACCUGUAACUCCUUGAUCUUUGUACGACGCUUCACACGAGCAUACUGUUUUUUUGUUUUUCAUUAUUCAUUUUCAGCGUAAGCUGCCAUAGCAUCGUGAACAGCAUCCUAAAGCAUAGAUGCAAACCGCGACUGCGGUGACGUGGUGACCACCGCGCGCUGAUGAGAAUGCACCCGCUUCGGCGAUGCUACCUUCGGGGAGUCUCCACAGAGCUGGCGCUAAAUGGACUGAAGAGCCUCGCGGGGAUGUCCCGUUGGUGGACCGUGGGUCUGUGUGAGUCUUGGACCUGUCUCCAAUGUUGACAUCGCUAGACAUCGAGCCUAAAUCAACAGAGAGACAGGAGGACUGAGGAUGCCAGGGGUGACGGUGACCGGAGAGACACCCACAUUGAACGGGGGCGGAAGAGAGGAGCAGCGUCCCUUGCAGCAGUCCCUGGGAGGCUCGCUGUGUCGGGAGUCGCACUGGAAAUGCCUGCUGCUGACGCUGCUGAUGAUUGGCUGCUUCUGCACGCUGGGCUGGUGCUCUCUGUACCGCGUGGCCGUCAUGGCCGCCGACGACCACGGCCACGCCUACUUCUACGGCGACGCGGCGCGCGUCUACCUGGACAGCCCGUGCUCCAACGGCUACGUCUACAUCCCCGUGGCCUUCCUGGCCAUGCUCUACGUCGUCUACCUGGUGGAGUGCUGGCACUGCUACUCCAAGACCGCCCACCUGCACAGGUGCGCCUACACCACCAUGAUACAGGUACACAUACACCACCACACAGAUGCGCCUACACCACCACACAGGUACGCCUACACCACCACACAGAUGCGCCUACACCACCACACAGGUACGCCUACACCACCACACAGGUACGCCUACACCACCACACAGAUGCGCCUACACCACCAUGAUACAGCGUCCAGCUGUGAGUUGAGCUACAGCGUCAGUGGGGGCGUGUCCAAGCAGCUGCAGGGCCUGCUGGACCACCCGGCGGUCCGUCUGCGCUUCACCAAGUGCUUCAGCUUCGCCAGCGCCGAGGCGCCCUACCUCCACUUGGCAGCAGCGCUUCUUCAGCUACAACGGUGGGGCCUGGGCGACUACAUGGAGGUAUGCACCCUGAAGAAGCGUGGACUCAUGCAGCACGUGCUGGCGUUCCCGGAGCCUGCGCGGCAGCCCUGGUUCUCCCGCCGCGGCAUCUUCUGGCUGGCGUCGGCGCUGCUCUGCUCCUGGCCGCUGCGGGCGGCGGAAAAUUACACCGCCACGUGCACUCACCCGCGUGGGAGAAGCUGGUUCGGCGCAGGGGGCGCCAACGACAACGACAGCGGCGGCGGCGGGGGCGAGCACCUGCACCCGGGACUGGAGAACGGAGGACGCAGCCGAGGAGGACCGACGCUGCGUGUCAUCUCCCGCGUCAACACCGUGGACAUCACCGAGCUGGAGUGGCACAUCCGCUGCAACCAGCAGAUGGUGCCCAGCUACUCCGAGGCGCUGCUCAUGGACCUGGACCUGGUCAGCAACGGUCCGAGCUGCCAGCGUCGUCGGCGGCGCCACUCCAGCUACCUGCUCCAGAGCUGCCCGCGCUGCCACCGGUCAAGCAGCAGCUCCUCGCUGCCCUCACGCGUCCGUGGCAACGUGGCCAUGGGGGCCGGCUCGCUGGCCUGCGCGGUGGGCUCGAUGGCGGCUGGAGGGGUCGGAGGUCGCCUGGGGCUCAGCCGCAGCGGCUUCUCCCUGGGCCGCCUCCACGCCGUCCGACACCGCCGCCCGUGCCUGUUCCACUCCCGCAGCCUCGGAGGAGGAGGCGGCGGCCGCUGCUGGUGGGAGGAGGGGGAGGAGGGGGCCCUGGGCCUGGGGGUUCAGUUGCCGGACGAGGAGAGACAGGGCGUGCUGGAGGGGGACGCGAUGCAGGACGAGGAUGAGGAGGAGGAGGAG